Messenger RNA from Fusarium oxysporum Fo47, 1045 nucleotides. RefSeq names its product C2H2-type zinc finger protein. Gene Ontology annotation, molecular function: RNA polymerase II cis-regulatory region sequence-specific DNA binding; DNA-binding transcription factor activity, RNA polymerase II-specific. Gene Ontology annotation, biological process: regulation of transcription by RNA polymerase II. The record is from RefSeq and is a predicted model, not a curated record. NCBI's taxonomy places the organism in Eukaryota, Fungi, Ascomycota, Sordariomycetes, Hypocreales, Nectriaceae. Gene Ontology annotation, cellular component: chromatin. Bases 131 to 1045 code for a protein of 304 amino acids. The transcript has 10 exons.
GGGAAAUCUGUCUUUAAAUAUGCGCUGAUGUUCGGAUAUCCAGUGGCAAUUUAUCGCAGCCGCAUUCGGUCCUUUUUUGCUCCUCGUUUUUUGUAUGUUUUAGUUCGUUUUGCAAGCGCUCUAGUUUUCAAUGGAUAGUUACGACGACUUUCAGAGCACGCCAACUGGUAAAGUCUCAAAGGCGAAAAAGGGAAAGCCUGUUCACGUUUGUUCCGAAUGCCAAAAGGUAUACACUCGUGCUGAGCACUUAAGGCGGCAUCAGUCUUCGCACCAAGAGCCCCAGUUCGAAUGCCCAGUAUGUCAAAGACGCUUCCAUCGCAAGGAUCUGCUAGAAAGACACUACAAACGAAUUCAAGUAAGGCAAGAGUAUCACCAAAACAUUUUCUGGCAUACCUUAUCUUGGACUUCAACAAUGAGACUUCGUGGGACUAGCACUAGCAUCUCAGUCGGCUCGAGUAUCGAGGACAGGGCAGCCAACAUGUGGUCGCUCCCUAUGGCCAUGAUCUCUCACCAUUCCCCGUACCUGAAAGCAAUUAUUCAACCUUUUAUGGAAUGGCUGUACUAUGGAACUUAUGAUGACUUCACAUCGCCGUCAUCUUCGAACAUUCAUGCAAGAUGUUGGUGUCUUGGCGAUGAGCUUCUCUGCAACGAGUGUCACCUCAAAUACCUGAAAGAAUAUAUUUUCGACGAAGUCAACUUCAUCGCGAUUACACCAUCAGCUACAGAACCUAUGAGAUUGUCAGUCAGACAGAGGAGGAGGAACAAGAAAAAGACGUCAAUGGCCAGCAUAAAGAGUGAAGAAAAUGCAAAGGCUGAGUCUCUUGAUUCCAGUGUUGGAGCUCUAAGUCUCAAACAGAAAUCUCCUGGAGGCAAUGAAUCUGAGCCAGUACAAGCUUCAGUCAGCGGUGAUGAUAACAAGCCGCAUCCCGAGAUCUCUAUUUUAUAUCCAGGAACCAGUCCUACUGCCUUACCUGUCUGGAUGAAUCAGGAGGGGCACCGCAGCAAUUCGGCGCCAUCGUCAAUAUUGGAAACAAAUAUCUGGUAA